This is a messenger RNA of Rotaria sp. Silwood2, 432 nucleotides long. NCBI's taxonomy places the organism in Eukaryota, Metazoa, Rotifera, Eurotatoria, Philodinida, Philodinidae. The record is from the annotation of a GenBank genome assembly.
AUGUUAACAACAACGGAUCAGCAAAAAAAAUGUCGAGAAGAUGUAGAUGCUGUAGAAAAUUUUUCUAAACGAUAUUAUGAUAUCUUUGAUACAAGAAGACAUGAUAUCGAUAAAUUUUAUCAAGCAGAUGCUAAAUUAGUUUGGAAUGGAAUUGAAUUCAAUGGACAAAAUGCAAUUGCAAAACAUCUCGUUUCAUUACCAGCAACACGUCAUAAUAUUUAUGCACUUGAUUUUUUUCCAAUGAACGAUUUAUUUCCAAAUGAAGCAAAAACAUAUCAAGUAUUUGUUAGUGGUGCUGUCAUAUAUGGUCCACCCGGAAGCACAUCAGUUCCGAAAGAAAAACGUCUUUUUUCACAUAUAUUUGUAUUAACUGUUGAUGUUAAUUCAUUAAUAUGGGUUAUCGCUAAUGAAUGUUUUCGUUUUCAUGAAUAA